AUGAGCGAGCUGCAGGCGCCUCAUACAAUUGAAUCGACGCAGUUGUCACACUGUGUGCCGUGUUUUAAAGAGGAACUGGGUAAUGUGUCGUUCCAGUGCUCCGGCCCCCCGCUGGGCUCCUGCACCUUCCUGAGCUCCACCAGCAGCUUCCUGUCGCUCCCUUCUCUUGCGUCUUCAUCUGCUCUUGGGGUCUUUUCGGUUCGAUUCCACUUCAGGACGUGGAACGCAGACGGGAUGCUUCUGUCCGCGCCGCUCAGACCGGACCCCCACAGACCGGACCCCCACAGACUGGACCCCCAAAGACCGGACCCCCACAGACUGGAGCUGCACCUCAGUGACUCCCGGCUGCUCCUGACCCUGCAGACCCCGUCCAGGCACAAGUCCCAAGUCUUUACUGGUCAGAACCCGCCGCGCCUCAUUGCCACUUGUAGACUUUAA
This is a messenger RNA of Knipowitschia caucasica, 438 nucleotides long. The record is from the annotation of a GenBank genome assembly. Lineage: Eukaryota; Metazoa; Chordata; Actinopteri; Gobiiformes; Gobiidae.